AUUAUCCACAACCACUUUCCACACUCCAUUUCCCUCUCCAUGGCCACCACCGCGCCUCACUGUGUCCAACUCGCCGGCGCCACCGUGUCAACUCGUCCGCGAAGCGCCACCGCCAUCUCCUGCAAGAAGAAGGCGAACGAGUUGGCAUUCAAGGAGACCAAAGAUGGCUUCGUGGACUACGACAGAGGCCAGCACGAGGUCUCUGCCAGAGUCACCGGCCUCCGCAAGGACGACAUCCCCGCCCACUACCGCCUCCGUGUCGCCGGAAACCGCUUCCAGAUGGACUGGACUGUGUCUGAGGUCGCCGAACAAGUCCUCUCCCUCACCCUCUAUGAUGACAUCGACGGCCUUCUCAACCGCUGGGUUGGACGCUUCGCUCGCAAGAAUUUCCCGUUCCUCAUCAAGGAAUUGACACAGAGAGGGUCAAUUGAACACUGUAACCUAGUGUUCCAGUGGAUGAAGAACCAGAGGAAUUACUGUGCCAGGAAUGAUAUAUACAACAUGAUGAUUAGGUUGCAUGCUAGGCACAAUCGAAUCGACCAGGCACGAGGGUUGUUUUUCGAGAUGCAGGAAUGGAGGUGCAAACCUGAUGUGGAGACUUACAAUGCACUUAUCAAUGCGCAUGGUAGAGCUGGACAAUGGCGUUGGGCCAUGAAUAUCAUGGACGACAUGCUGCGUGCCGCUAUUCCACCAAGUCGGUCAACUUAUAACAACUUGAUAAAUGCCUGUGGAUCUAGUGGAAAUUGGAAAGAAGCACUUAAUGUUUGCAAGAAAAUGACUGACAAUGGAGUCGGGCCCGAUCUCGUCACUCACAAUAUUCUGUUAUCUGCAUUUAAAAGUGGUUCUCAGUAUUCAAAAGCUUUGUCAUAUUUUGAACUAAUGAAGGGAACUCACAUUCGUCCUGACACAACAACACUUAAUAUUGUAAUCCACUGUCUAGUGAAGCUUCGACAAUAUGACAAAGCCAUAGACAUUUUUAAUUCUAUGAGGGAAAAGAAGUCAGAAUGCCACCCUGAUGUUGUAUCAUACACUAGUAUCAUUCACUUAUAUUCUGUGAGCGGUCAGAUUGAAAAUUGUGAGGCUGCAUUCAAUAUGAUGCUUGCCGAAGGGAUCAAACCAAGUAUAGUUUCAUAUAAUGCACUAGUGGGUGCAUAUGCUGCACAUGGGAUGGGAAAGGAAGCACUUCUAGUUUUUAAUGAGAUAAAACAAAAUGGUUUCCGCCCUGAUAUUGUAUCUUAUACAUCUCUGCUGAAUGCUUAUGGAAGAUCACAAAAGCCACAAAAAGCAAGGGGAGUAUUUGAAAUGAUAAAGAGAAACAAGUUGAAGCCCAACCUUGUCAGUUACAAUGCACUGAUUGAUGCCUAUGGAUCUAAUGGUUUGCUGGAUGAUGCAAUUAAAAUCUUGCGAGAAAUGGAACAAGAUGGUAUUCAGCCAAAUGUUGUCUCAAUAUGCACACUCUUGGCUGCCUGUGGACGAUGCAGUCAGAAGGUGAAGAUUGAAACUGUGCUAUCAGCAGCUCAGAUGCGAGGCAUUAAACUUAACACAGUUGCAUAUAAUUCAGCUAUAGGAAGCUAUCUUAAUGUGGGGGAGUAUGACAAAGCUUUAGGCUUGUAUAAAUCAAUGAGAAAGAAAAAAAUUAAAGCUGAUUCUGUUACAUACACUAUCUUGAUAAGUGGUUCCUGUAAGAUGUCAAAAUAUGGUGAAGCUCUGUCUUUUAUGGAAGAAAUGAUGCAUCUAAAACUUCCUGUGUCCAAAGAGGUCUACUCAUCUAUCUUAUGUGCCUAUAGCAAACAGGGCCAAAUUGUAGAAGCAGAAUCUACAUUCAACUUGAUGAAAUCAUCUGGUUGUAGUCCAGAUGUGGUUACAUAUACUUCCAUGCUUGACGCCUACACUGCAGCUGAGAAUUGGGAGAAAGCGUAUGCACUCUUUAAUGAAAUGGAGGCAAAUGACAUCAAGCUAGAUACUGUUGCAUGUGCAGCUCUAAUGAGAGCUUUCAAUAGAGGAGGCCAGCCAGGGAGGGUCCUUAAUCUGGCAGAAAGUAUGAGAGAAAAAGAUAUUCCUUUAAGUGAUACUAUAUUUUUUGAAAUGGUAUCUGCCUGUAGCUUAUUACAAGAUUGGAAGACAGCUUUUGAUAUGAUCAAGUACAUAGAGCCCUCGCUUCCGGUAAUUUCAUCUGGAUGUUUGAAUCUGCUCCUGCAUUCUUUAGGAAAGAGCGGAAGGAUUGAAACUAUGUUGAAGUUAUUCUUGAAAAUGUUGGCAUCGGGGGCUGAUGUUAACUUCAAUACUUAUUCUAUUUUACUGAAGAAUGUUUUGUCCUCUGGAAAUUGGAGGAAAUAUUUAGAGGUACUGCAGUGGAUGGAAGAUGCAGGAAUUCAUCCAUCAAAUGAAAUGUACCAUGAUAUAUCCUCCUUUUCGCAAAAAUGCUGUGGGGCUGAAAAUGCUGCCGUCAUAAAAGAAAGACUUGAAUCCUUGAAAAGAAAAUCCAAGGAUCAAGUUUCUGCUAGCCAACCAUGUGAAUCUCCUGUUCUUAGCUGACCAUCGUCAUGGAAUAGCAUUUCUGCUUAGUUUGAACAUGGUGUUCCAAGCUGCUGUGGGAGUUAUGCGUCUGAGAUUUCGUGCCUGUAUAAGAUUAUUUUUCAUGUUAGACCUGCAAUUAUGUAAGUAAUCUUCCUUCAUGUGUAGAUAUUAGCUCAAUAAAGAUUCGUGUACCACUUUUUUUGUUGCUGUAGAAACUUAAAGAUAGAAAGAAAAAAAUGAAAAAUAAUAAAUGUGAUAUAUCAUGUAACGAGAAAAAAGACAAAAAAAUGGUGUAUAGGGUUGUUGUUAGUUGUUACUGUUAUACUAUACACGAAUAGAGAGGCUGAUAUUAGUUUGUAUUGUAAAAUGUGACCCGGAUUGUGGAUUGUGGUGUGCAGUAAAGAAUGUGAUAAAACUAACCAGGUCAUGCCAU
Lotus japonicus is the source of this 2950-nucleotide messenger RNA. Its product is annotated as pentatricopeptide repeat-containing protein At2g41720. Gene Ontology annotation, molecular function: protein binding. Bases 40 to 2535 code for a protein of 831 amino acids. The transcript has 10 exons. Lineage: Eukaryota; Viridiplantae; Streptophyta; Magnoliopsida; Fabales; Fabaceae. The record is from RefSeq and is a predicted model, not a curated record.